Eriocheir sinensis (Chinese mitten crab) is the source of this 5746-nucleotide messenger RNA. RefSeq lists its product as uncharacterized. Gene Ontology annotation, molecular function: metallodipeptidase activity. The coding region runs from base 1049 to 3178 and encodes 709 amino acids. The transcript is spliced from 13 exons. The record is from RefSeq and is a predicted model, not a curated record. Gene Ontology annotation, biological process: proteolysis. NCBI's taxonomy places the organism in Eukaryota, Metazoa, Arthropoda, Malacostraca, Decapoda, Varunidae.
ACCGGCGUGGAGGGGAGGUGUGCGCGCUCUGUCUGCCACUCGUUUACUCCAGUACACCGUCCCCUUUAUCCAGGUGCUGCUGUUGCCAGUCCCCGAGGGGUGCCGUACGUGGGGGUCCGUGGCUCUGGCGUUCUCUGGCGUUCCUCCACCUCCGUCAAGGGCGAGGAAAAAACCCAAGUGCGAGAAGGCCGAGUGAAUGUGUGUCCCCUUCUCUAUAAUGCAUUGACGGUGUGACAGUGACCCAGUUUCCGUCAAUCCGAUGGGGAGGGGAAAAAAUUGAUUCCUGGAGGUGGUGAAAAGUGUGGCGUCCCUCUUGAUGUCUCCUUAAGGGCGUGAGGGCGAUGGUGACUGAAUAACUUGACGUCGCUGGGCCUUGCAAAACGUUCUGACACCUUGCCGUUUUACCUCAGGCUCGACGCUUAGAAACAUAAACGCCCCAAGUGGCCUAAGCUGCGAGGGCGGUGGAGACCCAAUACCCAGACCUUCCUAUGCCCUAGAAAGUGUCCUGAUACAUAAGAAUUUCCUCAACCACGACGUUCAGCCGAAUAAACGCUUCCGUGUCAGCGUGUGUGUCUUGAAGGGGCGGAGACACGGUAAUCUGACCUGCCUAAGCCAUGCAAAGUGCUGAGCGGUCCCAUCUGUCGCGGUUUUAACUCCCGACGCUGUCAAACAAACGUGCCCGUGUGUUUGUGUUCGGUAUACAGCGGCGGAGACCUUGUAACAACCCGACCCUCCUCAGCCAUGCAGUGUGUUCAGUGAUCCUCUUAUUCGCAGUUUUAACUUAAACGUAUUCAAACUGCUUCCGUGUGCCCCAGUGUUUGCGUGUGAGUGUGUGUGGGAGGGCUGCGAGCGGCGGCCACCCAGCGCCACCAUUCUCCCCCAACACAGCAUCUGUCUGCGUCCCGCCUCCCUGGACAGACUCGCAGGGUAGCACAAGGCGAGUCUGUGGGAGGGUGAGACGUGUGAUGGCGGGGUCGGCGGGCGCGCGGCGGCUGGGCUGGCAGCGGCGGCGGCCGGCGGUGGCCGGGUAGCAGCGGCGGCUGCCGGGAUGCGCCGCAGCCGCAGCUUCUGCAUGAAGGGAGAGCAACAGCAGCAGCAUCAACACCAGGCGUGCCCGCCUCCCGCCUACGGGGGCGCGUCCUACUGCGGCCCCGACUGCCCCGCCCCGCACGGCUCCCGCCACAGCGUGGACGUGUGCGGCGCCACGCCCUCCAGGCCAGCCUAUGGGCGAGGCGUGCCCUCCUGGAGCGACGGACGCGGGCGCGGGGCAGGAUCCUCGCAGAGCGUGUCGGCGACCUGGUGCAGCGGCACCGCCGAGACGGGGCUGGGGCCCCUCGACCCCCUGCUGCCGCCCCUCCCGCCCGACCUGGAGGAGCACCUGCGGACCUGCCGCUGCACAUGCAACCACAUGGGCUACGGGAACUUUGAAGCGGGCGCCUCGCCGCACCACGCCUCGACGCUGCCGCUGCCCAACGGCUCUGUGUCCAAGCGGAACACGGACGGCGGCCUCUUCGGCACUGCGCCGCGGGUGUCGGCUGAUCGUGCCAAGGUCUCACGCAGCCUUGGGGGCAGCCUACGGCGGGUGUGCAGCAGCGGGGGCGUUUCUUCGGGUCUGGGGGACGGGCACGGCGGCAGCAGCGGCAGCAAGGGCGGUUCUGGCAGCCUGAUAGUGGGCGCGGCGGGCAGCGGCAGCCUGAGGGAGACGGCCGCCUCAACGCCGGCGGCCGCCACGCCCGCCAGCCUCCGGCGAGCCACGGCCAACCACCGCGCGGCCACCGUGGUUACCGCCGCGGGGCCGCCGCCGAGGUACCACGUCGCCGAGUAUACCUUUGAGCGGGAACACCCGGACUCACCCUUCUCCGACGAGAAAGACUCCAACGAGAAGAAGAAAGAGCGCGUGGAGUGGGGCGUGUCCUCAGCAGGGUGGGAGGCGUACUCGUGGCGCCACUGGUGCGUGCUGGCGGCGCUGCUGCUGCUGAGCGGCGGGGUGGUGCUGGCGGUGGCGCUGCCGCUGGCCGCCCGCCGGGACGCCCACCCCCGCCCACAUGACGCCCUCGCCCGCGUCCACCGCAUCCUCAGCACCGUGCCGCUCAUCGACGGACACAACGACCUGGCGUGGAACAUCCGUAACUUCGUGCACAACAAGCUGGAGAAGGUGGACCUGUCGCAGAACCUGAGCACGGUGGAGCCCUGGGGCGGCUCCCCGUGGUCACACACCGACCUGGCCCGCCUCAGACACGGCAGAGUGGGCGCGCAGUUCUGGGCGGCGUACGUUCCAUGCGGGGCGCAGUACCUCAACGCGGCGCAGGUCACGCUGGAGCAGAUCGACGUGCUGAAGAGGCUCAUCGCGCGCUACCCGCAACACCUCGGCUACGCCCACUCACAGGCCAGCCUGCUGGAGGUGUACAACUCUGGCCGCAUCGCCUCGCUGCUCGGCGUGGAGGGCGGACACUUGGUGGGCGCGAGUCUGUCUGUGCUGCGGAUGUACUACGACCUGGGCGUCCGCUACCUCACCCUCACCCACACCUGCAACACGCCAUGGGCAGACUCGUCGUUAGCUGAUUCUCCGGGCAAACAGGAGGAGAACUUCGGCCUAAACGACUUCGGGGCGAAGGUGGUGCUGGAGAUGAACCGCCUGGGGAUGCUGGUGGACCUCUCCCACGUGUCGCAGCAGACGAUGCGCGACGCCCUGGCCGUGUCCCGCGCUCCAGUCAUCUUCUCCCACUCCUCCGCCCACGCCCUCUGCCGCCACCCCCGCAACGUGCCCGACGACAUCCUCCGACAAGUGCACUUAAAUGGCGGGAUCGUGAUGGUCAGUUUCUACAGCUAUUUCCUCACCUGCAACGACUCUGCCAACGUCCACGAUGUUGUCCGACACAUCACCCACAUACGGGAGGUGGCGGGGCUCGACCACGUGGGCGUCGGGGCAGACUUCGACGGGAUCGACAAGACGCCCAUCGGUCUGGAGGACGUUAGUAAGUACCCGAUGCUGCUGGCGGCGGUGCUGCAGGAGCCGGGCUGGUCGGAUGAAGACGUGGCAAAGCUCGCAGGGGGCAACUUCCUGAGGGUGCUGCGUCGGGCGGAGCAGGUGCGGGACGAGCUGCGGUCAACCCUGCCUUACGAGGACCACAUCCACCCUGACCACCUGGCGGGGCGUCGCUCCUGCUGGUUCACGUGACGCCGCCCCCGCCUUAGGUCAUCCCUACUGCCACUCCUCGUCCUCGUCCUCGUCCUCCUCCUCCUUCUCGGCCUCAACCUCGUGUCCCAACCCAUUCUCCUCGUCCUCAUCUCCCCUCACGCCUCCGUCAGCGCCUCCUCCUCCUCGGCCUCGUCUCCGCCUCAGCGCGUCGAGGGAAGGAAGAUAGUUUUGAUAAAGAACACAAAGACGCAGGAGGAAGGUCUGCGGGUGUACCAGCUUUAAAACUGUUACAUUCAGACGAGACACAAACUUUUGAUUAAGCAUCAGCUGCCGCGCCGGCCGCUGGGAAGCCUCUGCGGGGCCGUGGGGCGAGACAACGAGCCUCUGAUGUGUGUCCUGCCAAGUGUGUCUGCCGGAAAGGGCGACUGUGAUUUUUGUUUGAAGGGUUUGGCGUCACGGCCGAGGCAGCCAUUCCGGGAAGAGCGAUUUCCAUGCCGGCGAGCCUCCAGGAUAGUUUGUUGUCUCUCCCGCGCCGUGGAGUUCAAAGGAAGUUUCGUCACUCCUAUGCAGCGGCAGCAGGGAUGAAAGGUUUGUUUUAAUGAAUCCACUCUCGAUGCUUUUAUCUGUGAGGGCGAACAUUUCUUUUUGUAACUCCAUUGUGGCGCGGCUCGGGAACAUCCAGUCUGGGCCAGCACAUCCGCCGCCGCAGAGGUGGAGGGGGACAGCCCCGGCGCGGCGGCCCCGAGCUCAAGGCGGGGCUUAGGACACUCAGGCUCCUGUACCGUGAUAGUGUGGCAGUGCACAACCUCAAACACUCCUGAAGCUGUGCUGGUCCCCGCCUCUCUCCGCCAGGCGGGGGACCACGAGGCCGCGUGUUAGUGUAAAAAGGAUUAAUACUAAGAAUACCGAAGGGAGGAAGUUCAUGCUCUCCACCUUUCUCAGUAGUUUCUUGUUCUUUGUAUUUACAUCAAUAUUUCAUAAACCGAGUGCAAAAAAAGACGUUUAUUGUAAAAGAUUAUAAAAAAAUGUUUUACAGACGAAUGACAUUUUGCUCCGCUGCUGUAACAUAUCGGGGGAAUAUAUUACAGAGGCAACAAAGUGUCAUUCCCGGCUAGAGUGCGUGAGUGGCGCGUGAGUGCUUCAUGCAGUGACCUUUUGUGACACUGUGCUGACCUUUUAGACGCUGUGGUGACUCUGGAACAUGCCGCGGUGUAUAGUGAUCCUGGUGACUGACAGGAGAUGCCUUAGGUACUGAAGACACGGCACGUAACACCCUCACCACCACCCCUUCACGCCUAGAUCAGAGAUUCUUAAGUGGCGCAUCAGUACCACCACGGGCCAUCGACACAAGGCCAUCGGAGGACAACAAAAGGAACCUCAACCAUAGAUAAACAAUGUCGUGCAGUCUGGCAGCUUAACUCAAAGACAACUACAAAACAUCAUAGAUAACUCACCUGUUUAUUCAUGGCCAUUCUCUAUUCUCUUGUCUACUGGUUUCAAAGUUAUUAGUAAUCUCCAGGUUGACUCGAAGGUGAACUUGGCGGUAUCGGGGCCUACAAGUCUUAAGAAUCACUGGUCUGGAGUGUGCGUUGGGAAGUAGACUCUUGAUUCCCGUAGCGCAUCACCAUUUGAAGGGACAUUACGUUACUAGACGCGCCCACCGCCGAGAACAAGUCCCAAUCCACCCUCUCAUCUCCUUAGCGCGUGUGGAAGCGUACCUAGCGUUUUGUUUUCUACCCCGUUUGUCUACCGUAGCGAGAGUGUAGCGUAGGGCCAGGGAAUCAAGGGGACGCAACGGAUAGGUAGUGUUUUGUUUUCUACCCGUUUGUCUACGUAGGGAGAGUGUAGCGUUGUCACUUGGGUCUGGGAAUCAAGGGUAAACGAAGCGAUGUACAUACUGAUAGAGUUAAUUGGUGGCGUGAUGAGGGUAGGUUUGGCGUCACCCUCACCGUCUUUUUGUCGUCAGGAGAGAACGAAAGAAAAUAAAACCAGAGUGAAAGUCUCGUGCUGUGUGUGUGUGUGUGUGUGUGUGUGUGUGUGUGUGUGUGUGUGUGUGUGUGUGUGUGUGUGCGUGUGUGUCGUCCCACCGUGGGCUGACUCGAGAGUUUGUGCAACUUGAUAUUUCUUGUGUUUUGUGAAAAUAGAAAGAAAAUGUUGCGCCUGAGAGGCAUAGAAAAACUUACAUAAACAUUGGAGAGGAAAAUAUAACCAGGGAAGAAGCAGAGAAUAUUCAUAAAUCAGUUCACAGACUUAUGUAACAAUAUUUUCUUGUAUUCCGUGUCAAUCAAAUAAAAAUGUUAUGCUCGACAACCCCCAAAAAUAUCUAGACAUUUUUCACUGAUGUCGAGAAAAAUACUCCGUGGAAAACACCGGCAAUCUUUUGUAGGUCAAUUUAAUAUUACCUUGUGUUCCGAGGUAAAAAUAUAUACAUCAAGGUACGUCUGAAAACUCGCAACAGAAAAACACGAAACGUUGGGAGGUGAAAACUAUACCGAGCAGGAAAGAAGGAUGACUUUUAUAAAUCUAUUUAAUUUCCUCGUCACAACCAAAACGGCAAUGAAGGAAAGAUUCAUUGCCGUCAUUAAAGGAGUAAAAAAAAAAAAAAAA